AACAAGAAAGGUUGGUCUUGUGGUCUUUGACACUUCAUUGUAUACAGGCAUCUACAAUUGUUAUGUAGGACCCACAAACAGCUUUUUUGUCUGCUUAUUUUAACACUGUUCAUUAUUAUUUUUAAUACCACACUCUCUCUUCUACUCUUCACACCCCAUCAAACAAACAAUGUUCAUUUGUUCUAUAUAACUUAUUUUAUUUUCAUCAAGAGGCUCUUCUCUUUUUUUCCUUUCAUUGCUUAGUAAUGAUUUCCUUUCUAUUAACGGUACAAAUGUUAUGGAAUCUUAGGAUGAGUUUGUUGUUUUGAAUGUACAAAAGUAGCAAUUAUAACACAAAAACAGAAUCAUGAAUGCACGAGUGUUUUCAUAGAUGUGUUUUUAGAACAUACAAUUUAUUGACCCUUUUCUUUUUCACUCUUCAUCCUCUCUUUGGAUUUUGUGUUUGUUUGUUAGUAUUUUUGUUUUUUUUUUCUCAAUGUCUCAACAAAGACAAUUUCAUAUGAUGAGUGGUAACAAUCAAGACCAAUAUAAUGAUACAACAUUUACCAAACUUUUUGUUGGAGGGUUAGCUUGGGAGACUCAAAGGGAUACAAUGAGAAAUUAUUUUGAACAAUUUGGAGAGAUCUUAGAAGCUGUUGUGAUCACUGAUAAGUAUACUGGAAGAUCCAAAGGUUAUGGUUUUGUCACAUUUAAGGAUCCAGAGGCAGCUAUAAGAGCAUGUCAGAAUCCAUCUCCAGUUAUUGAUGGUAGGAGGGCAAAUUGCAAUAUUGCUUCUCUUGGUGCAAACAAGAAUCGAUCAUUACCACUUCAACAUCAUGGAAGGUUUAGGCCUCCACAUGGAGUGGUAGCAUCAACUCCUUAUCAUGGUUCUUCAUCUACAAUUUUCCAUCAACCAACUAGGCAGUACAAUUUACCUUAUUCAGCUUAUGGAUAUUCUGGAUAUUCACAAGACACCUUGUAUCCUCAAAACUAUUACAAUGUCUAUGGAGUUCAACAAUAUUCACCUUACUAUCCAUCUAUUGGAGCUGCUGCUGGGGCUAUGGGGUUGAUCCAAAAUGUCUACCCUUACUAUGGUCAAUAUGCACAAAAUAUUCAUGGCCAAGGCUUUGGAGUUCAAUACCCUCAAAUGACUCAAAUUCCAGUUUUACCUCAGCAUUAUGGUUCACAAGGAAUAUUGUCAUUUCCUUCUUCAGUUGCAAUGCCAACCAUUAGUGCAGCGACGAUAACUGCUACCGCAACUACUACAACAGCAACAGCUAUGGCAGUUACAGGGGUUGGUAGUUCACAAGUCACUGGAACAGCUUCUGAACAACAACAUUCUAAAUCUUGAUCUCUACAAAGGAUAAAGAAGGAUACAUGAUGUGUUACAAGGCUAACCAACCUUAACCACAUUCUCAAUUCAUCAUGAAAAAAUUCAACAUCAUCAUCAUGAUCAUCAUAGGUGUUUUUUAUUUAGGAAAUUAGGAUUUUUUUUUUAAGUUUAAGUAGGGAAGAUCAUAUUCAUUCAUGUAUUGAGCAUAUAGGGUAGAAUCUAAUUAUUUAAGCUUUGGAUUCUACCUUCUAGAGUAAUUAUGUCUUGGGUGUUGGAAGCAUCCAAUGACAUAAUAGUCCUAUGUUUAUAUUUUAAAGUACCAUGGGUUAAAAAGAUUGAUUUUAUAUCUUUGAACCCUUUAUUGGUUGGUCAAUUAGGAAGUAAAAGUUGAGCUUGGGUAGCUCAAUAGGUUAGUAUGUAUUUUAUUUUUCAUGUCAUUCAUGAUUUGAAUUUUUUGCCAUAGAUAGGAUUAAUUGAAAACAAAAAAUGUUAAGGUAUAUUUGUUUAUUUAUUUUUUAAUCAUUUGAUUAUCAGGGAUAAGGAAUCUCUGAUAAUUCAGAAUAGAUCCGACAUGAUUCGAACUCGGAUUUUUUUCGAAAAUUUUUCAUUGAGUAAAGUUUACUAAUUACUUUAGUCAACCAAUUGAAUUUCUUUGUUUUUUUCACAUGUAAUGAUAGUUUUUACCAUCCUCCUUUCACCAUCACUUUUGCAUUUUUUUUAUUUAUUUUUUAAUUAUAUUUAAAGCUAAUUCUUCUUUUUGAAUCAAUUAAUUAUCUUUUAGUAUAUUUGUACAACUACAAAGUACAAACGUAUUUGGAAUCCAAGGGAAAUCUCUCUCAUGUGUGGUGUCAAUGACUGUUAGUAACUUUUGAUUACUUUAUUAAGCAUAGUAUUAAGAUGUAGAUAAGGUGAUUGGAAUCAUUUUGUUGACCAAUUUGAUUUGGUGGGUGAAGUUACUUUGUUUGGAUAUGUUUGGAUAUAAUGUGAUGUUGUCAUAAUCGCUUUUAUUAUGAUAAUGGGCCUCAAUGUCAUUGAUGCUUCUAUCUAGCAUUUCUUUUUGCGUGAAAGCUAUAAAAUUCAAAGAGUUUAAUUGAGUUUUCAUUUUUAA
Molecule: messenger RNA, 2420 nt
Organism: Trifolium pratense (red clover)
Lineage: Eukaryota; Viridiplantae; Streptophyta; Magnoliopsida; Fabales; Fabaceae
Product: RNA-binding protein 38
Exons: 6
Coding region: 476-1330 (284 amino acids)
Molecular function (GO): RNA binding
Source: RefSeq, a predicted model, not a curated record